UGUUUGCAGGCCCUCUGUCCCCAGCAGCCCAGGGCUCCCCCUCCAAUGCAGGCUCCCUGGGUGCUCUCUCACAAGCUGAUGGCUCAUUAUUCCAGCUGCCUGCUGUGCAUGCCCCGCCAGGACCUCAGCCCCAGCCAGAUGCACAAAUGAUACGUCUGCUUGGCCUGUCCACUCGGACUUGAGUGUCCGUCUUCAAUGUGGCAGCUCCACCUUUCCAUCCUCUCAGGCAAAGUCCUCAGGUGCAUCACUAAUUUGUUCCUCUCACAAACCUGUCAGCCAAUCUUAUUGACUCUAAAACGCCAUACAAAGAACAUUCAACCAGUUACCACCCUGAUCACACCCUUAUUUUCCUCCUGGAUCAUUAUGUUAUUCCCUAAAUUUACUCUUGUCUCCUUAACGCCUGUUUCCAAAAGUCAGAUGAUGCUGUUAAAAUAUAAUUUAGUUUCGCCCCUGCACAAAAUCCUGUCUUAGUGCCCUAUUUCAUUUAGCGGGAAGGUCAAAGUCCAAAGUAACCUACACGCUUGCUCAUGAUUGAGCCUCUGUGAUGUCUCUGUCUUCACUCGAGCCACACUGGUCUCCUGGGUUCUCAGAUUUGCCAACCCUGCCUCACCCCAGGGCCUUUGCACUUGCUGCUCCUUCAGCUCCUUCAGCACGUUGCCUGGAUGGCCACAUAGCUCCCUCCCUCACUUCCUUGCGGAUCUGCUCAGAUGCCAUCUAAUUCAGAGGCUACCUGCUCACGCCUUGUAAAACAGAAAGCCACUCCUUGCUCCAGCCGCUCCUUAAUCAGUAUGCUCUGCUUUCCUUUUCUGCAUGGCCUGUGUCUGAUCUGACAUAUAUGUUCUGUCUCCUAUCACAAGAAUAAUAUGUCCCUGAUGGUGGGGACUUUUGUCUGUUGUGCUCACUGUUGUGUCCCAGCAGUGCCAGCAGAAGUGGGCUCUCCAAGAACCGAGGAGUGAGGACGCCAGUGGCAGGACUCAAACAUCUAGCUCUGAAGCUGGGCCUGGCUGGGCAACAGGGGUUCCCUUGACCCCUCGUCUGUCUUUCAUCUUUCGACCGCUACAAUGAGAUAUGUUCCAGAAUUCAAAAAGUCCCCCUCGCAUAUCCUGAAGAAAUUUGCAGUGUGCGACAUUCCUCUGUACGACAUAUGUGACUACAAUGUCACCAGAGAUCGGUGCAAGGAACUCGGGUGCUGCUUUUAUAAAGGUGUCUGCUAUGAAAAAGCAGUUCCCUCUUAUGUGCAGGUGUUUUCUGCCUUGAUCGUGAUCAUCGCCGGGGCCUUUAUCAUCACCAUUAUUUACAGGGUUGUUCAAGAGAGCAGGAGAGAAAAGGGAGUCUCUACAGAAAUGCCUUCAUCAUCCAAGGCCAGUGAUAAAAUUGAGGCAGCUCCCUCCAGUGGGAAGACAACAUCGAAAGUUUCAACUACCAAAACAUUGGAGAGGAGUGGGGAAACUGAAGGGAAGGAUGCAACAGUGACAAUAAUGGAUGAUGAAGAAACUGAGGAUUAAAAUCUAUGAUGAAGAAAAUGUGAAGAUUAGCAGAAAAUAGCCAAGUGAAAUGUUACACCUAGUGAACCACUGUUAAAAUGUGUGAUAGAAUGACCUCCCAAUGAGA
Molecule: messenger RNA, 1611 nt
Organism: Hipposideros armiger (great roundleaf bat)
Lineage: Eukaryota; Metazoa; Chordata; Mammalia; Chiroptera; Hipposideridae
Gene: TEX29
Product: testis expressed 29
Exons: 6
Coding region: 1062-1505 (147 amino acids)
Source: RefSeq, a predicted model, not a curated record